Molecule: messenger RNA, 478 nt
Organism: Harmonia axyridis
Lineage: Eukaryota; Metazoa; Arthropoda; Insecta; Coleoptera; Coccinellidae
Exons: 2
Coding region: 109-423 (104 amino acids)
Source: RefSeq, a predicted model, not a curated record
CUAUUAUGUUAUCAACCAGUGGAGGUCCAUUUCAUCGUAUAGAUACUAUAUAAAGCCUUCGUUAAAAUUCAAAAAAUUUGAAUUUGGUUGUUAAAACAACAUUAUAAAAUGAUGUAUAUCGUAUUAUUUUCGACUCUGUGUUUUCUAGCUAGUAUUGAAGCACAAGAGAAAAAAAAAGUACAAUGUCUUCAAUGUGAAUCAAGGAAUAAAGAUGAAGGAUGCAAAGCUGGUGACUUCAGGGUUAAGGAAUCUUGUUUUGGCAAUAAGUGUUUCGCCUAUCUCGAUACAGGACGUAACGGAGAUAAAAAAAUUUGGAAAAGAGGUUGCACAUCAUCUAAAAAUACCUGUAAAGGCAAAGAAAGAAAAGGCUGUAUCUUAUGCGAAGAGGAUAAAUGCAACAAAGUAGCACUUCCAGAUAAAUGAGUAAUCUGAGCAUUCAAAGAGUGUAAUCCAAAAAGAAAAUAAAGUUUUAUCUUUG